Ailuropoda melanoleuca (giant panda) is the source of this 1632-nucleotide messenger RNA. RefSeq names its product solute carrier family 22 member 8 (gene SLC22A8). Lineage: Eukaryota; Metazoa; Chordata; Mammalia; Carnivora; Ursidae. The record is from RefSeq and is a predicted model, not a curated record. The coding region runs from base 1 to 1632 and encodes 543 amino acids. Gene Ontology annotation, cellular component: membrane. The transcript has 10 exons. Gene Ontology annotation, biological process: transmembrane transport. Gene Ontology annotation, molecular function: transmembrane transporter activity.
AUGGCCUUCUCUGAGCUCAUAGACCGAGUGGGCAGCAAGGGCCCCUUCCAGUUCCUGAACAUGGUCUUGCUCGGCCUCCCAGUCCUCGGCCUGGCCAACCACUACUUGCUACAGAUCUUCACGGCUGCCACGCCGGCCCACCACUGCCGCCCACCCCCCAACGCCUCCACGGGGCCCUGGGUGCUCCCCAAGGGCCCGAAUGGGAAGCCUGAGACGUGCCUCCGUUUCAUAUAUCCGCCCAAUGCCAGCCUGCCCAACGACACGCAGGGGGCCACCGAGCCGUGCCUGGACGGCUGGGCCUAUGACCCCAGCACCGCGGACUCCAUCGUGACUGAGUGGGACUUGGUGUGUGACUCUAACAGACUGAAGGAGGUGGCCCAGUCUGUCUUCAUGGCGGGUACACUGAUUGGGGGGAUCGUGCUGGGAGACCUGUCGGACAGGUUUGGCCGCAAGCCCGUCUUGACUUGCUGUUACCUGCUGCUGGCAGCCAGUGGUUCUGGAGCGGCCUUCAGCCCCAGCCUCUCCGUCUACAUGGUCUUCCGCUUCCUGAGUGGCUGGAGCAUCUCAGGCAUUGUCCUGAGCACCUCGAUCUUGAAUGUCGAGUGCGUGUCCACCCAGAUGCGGGCCAUCAUGUCAACUUUACUGGGUUACUUCUAUACCUGUGGCCAGUUCAUUCUGCCUGGCCUGGCCUAUGCCAUCCCCCAGUGGCGCUGGCUACAGUUAACCGUGUCCAUUCCCUUCUUGGCCUUCUUCCUGUCAUCCUGGUGGAUACCAGAGUCCGUACGCUGGAUGGUCCUGUCUGGAAAAUUCUCAAAAGCGCUGAAAGUACUCCGGCAGAUGGCUGCCCUCAAUGGCAAGAAGGAAGAGGGAGAAAAACUCAGCGUGGAGGAUCUCAAAUUCAGCAUGCAGAAGGAGAUCUCCUUGGCCAAGACCAAGUACAGCAUAGCUGACCUGAUCCGGACACCCAACAUGCGCCAUGUGACCUUCUGUCUUUCUAUGGCCUGGUUUUCCACCGGUUUUGGCUACUACAGCCUGGCUAUGAGUGUGGAAGACUUUGGAGUGAACCUCUAUACCCUCCAGCUCAUCUUUGGUGGGGUCGACAUCCCCGCCAAGUUCAUCGCCGUCCUCUCCAUAAACCAUCUGGGCCGACACAUCACCCAGGCCAGUACUCUCCUCCUGGCAGGAGGGUCCAUCCUGGCUCUCAUCUUUGUGCCCCCAGACCUGCCGACCCUGAGGACAGUCCUGGCUGUGUUUGGGAAGGCCUGCCUGUCCAGCUCCUUCAGCUGCCUCUUCCUCUACACGACUGAGCUGUACCCCACAGUCAUCCGGCAAACAGGUAUGGGCAUAAGCAACUUGUGGACCCGUGUAGGAAGUAUGAUGGCUCCGCUGGUGAAAAUCACAGGGGAGUUGCAGCCCUUCAUCCCCAGUGCUAUAUUUGGGACCGUCACCCUCCUUGGAGGCAGUGUCGCCUAUUUCCUGCCUGAGACCCUCAAUCAGCCCUUGCCAGAGACUAUCGAAGACAUAGAAACGUGGUCCUGCCGGGCAAAGAAACCAAAGCAGGAACCAGAAGCGGAAAAAGCAUCCCUGAGGAUCCCUCUGCAGCCUUGUGGACCAGGCCCGGACCCCAGCUGA